Pipistrellus nathusii (Nathusius's pipistrelle) is the source of this 834-nucleotide messenger RNA. Lineage: Eukaryota; Metazoa; Chordata; Mammalia; Chiroptera; Vespertilionidae. The record is from the annotation of a GenBank genome assembly.
AUGACCACAGCAGAGGACCUGCGCCCAGCCCAGGCAGGAGGCACCGGUGAACGGAGGGUGAUGUUGGACUCAGUGACACACAGCACCUUCCUGCCCAACGCGUCCUUCUGCGACCCCCUGAUGUCCUGGACUGACCUGUUCAGCAAUGAGGAGUACUAUCCUGCCUUCGAGCACCAGACAGCCUGCGACGCCUACUGGACGUCCGUCCACCCCGAGUACUGGACAAAGCGCCACGUCUGGGAUUGGAUCCAGUUCUGCUGCGACCAGUACAAGUUGGACAUCAACUGCAUCUCCUUCUGCCACUUCAACGUGAGCGGCCUGCAGCUGUGCAGCAUGACCCAGGAGGAGUUCGUGGAGGCGGGGGGCGUCUGCGGCGAGUACCUGUACUUCAUCCUCCAGAACAUCCGCUCCCAAGGCUGCUCCUUCCUUAACGAUGUUGAAGAGUCCAAGGUCGCCAUCAAAGACUAUGCUGAGCCCAGCUGCCUGAAAACAAGCGGCGUCAAAAGUCAAGGCUGUCACAGUCACGGUCACAGUCGAACAAGCCUCCAAAGCUCUCACCUCUGGGAGUUUGUGCGUGACCUGCUCCUGUCUCCAGAGGAAAACUGCGGCAUUCUGGAGUGGGAGGACAGGGAGCAGGGCAUUUUUCGGGUGGUGAAGUCAGAAGCCCUGGCCAAGAUGUGGGGACAGAGGAAGAAAAACGACAGGAUGACGUACGAGAAGCUGAGCAGAGCUCUGAGGUACUACUACAAAACGGGAAUUCUGGAACGGGUCGACCGAAGGUUAGUGUACAAAUUCGGAAGAAACGCACACGGGUGGCAGGAAGACAAGCUAUGA